Molecule: messenger RNA, 3434 nt
Organism: Thermothielavioides terrestris NRRL 8126
Lineage: Eukaryota; Fungi; Ascomycota; Sordariomycetes; Sordariales; Chaetomiaceae
Exons: 3
Coding region: 78-3098 (1006 amino acids)
Biological process (GO): regulation of protein secretion; regulation of exocytosis; establishment of cell polarity
Cellular component (GO): plasma membrane; cytoplasm
Molecular function (GO): syntaxin binding; GTPase activator activity; myosin II binding
Source: RefSeq, a predicted model, not a curated record
GCACUUUCUUACACCCUUCAGGCUUGCUUCAACCGAACCAAACCACCAACAAGUCUAGACAUCCAAGUGUGCCCAGCAUGGCGAGCUUCUUGCGGGCGCGGCAGGCCGGCAUCCAGAACGACCUGUCGGCGGGCAUCCCUCCGGGGGCAUUCGCGCCAGACGAGCAAUCGCGAUAUGGCAUCAACUCCCAAAUCAGCUGUCUCGCGUACGACCCGAUCCAAUCCCUCCUCGCAGUGGGCACCUCCUCGUCCAAGUACGGCGCGGGCAAGAUCUACGUCUUCGGCGCCCACCGCGUCGUGCGCACCUUCUCCCACGCUCCCUCCACCUCCGCCAGCCCCAACUCGCUGCCCCCGUCCCCGCGCCAGCUCGCCUUCGUGGCGACCAACCGGCUGCUCUCGCUCGACACUCACAACGAGCUCUGCCUCUGGGACCUCGCCACCGGCCGCCUCGCCGCCCGCACCACCUACGGCCGCGUCACCUGCCUGAUCACCGACCCCGGGCUCGACUGGGCAUUCAUCGGCGUGCACUCGGGCGCCGAGGUGUGGGCGUACGACCUGGACCGCGAGCGGCCCGCCACCGGGUUCAGCCUGCCCAAUUUCUGGAAGGCCCAUGCUGCUGCUGCUGCUGGGCGCGGGGCGGCCGGGUUUGCCGUCGAGGAGCUGGUCAGCUUGCAGCUGCAUCCGAGGGAUAUCGGGAAGCUGUUGAUCGGGUAUUCGCACGGCGCGGUGGUGUACUCGUUCAAGCAGAACGAGGCGACCCGGUUCUUCGAGUAUGUGCUGCCCGCCGGGGCGCCCGGCGGGGACGGGCUGGGUAUGGACAGGGAGCGCAGGCCGCGGCUGGUGCGCGCCGUGUGGCAUCCGACCGGCACGUUUGUGCUGACGGCGCAUGAGGAUGGCAGUCUGGUGUUCUGGGAUCCGAAGGAUGGGAGGCUGGUCGCGGCGCGGUCGCUGUAUCACACGCGCGUGAAUGAGCGCGGCGGCGCGAAGGGGGCGCUGAAGCCGCUGCGGCUCACGCCGUUUGGGAAGAUUGCCUGGUGCUGCAAGCAGAACCCGGAUGAUACCGCGCUGCUGAUCGCUGGCGGGCGGGCGGUGGAUGACGAGCAGAAGGGCCUGACGUUCCUGGAGCUGGGGCCGACGCCGACCUACGCCACUUCGUCGUGGGAGCUGCUGGCGAGCCACUUCGAGGGGAAGCAGCGGCUGACGCUGCCGGUACCGCCCGGCGCCGAGGUGGCCGACUACUGCCUGAUCCCGAGAUCGUCGCCGUACUACGACGGCGCACAGGACCCCAUCGCCGUCCUGGUCAGGCUCACCUCGGGCGAGGUCAUCACCAUGACCGUGCCGUCGGGGUACCCGAUCAGCCCGACGAACAUGCUGCACCCGAGCUUGUCAUUCGUGCAUCCGUUCGUGCAGAAGAUCGCCAUCAGCACGAUGCCGCGGGAGCGGUGGCUGGGCAUGGUGGAGACGCGCAACCUCGGCCACCCGAUCCUGCAGGGCGGCGCGCCGGCUGCGAAGCGGCGACGGCCCGGGUGGGACUUCCGCAACAUCAUCCAGGUGGCGCACGCCGACAGCACGGUGCGGAUAUGGGACAUCGGCCAUAGCGACGAGAUUGAGAACCCCGCCCAGCUGCAGGUCGACGUCGCCCGCGCGCUCGACCGGUUCGAGGACGUCAGCGUGACGGCGCUCGCCAUGGGCGACGUGACGGGCGAGCUCGCCGUCGGCACGAGAUCCGGCGAGGUGGUCAUCUACCGGUGGGGAGGCAACAGGAACUUCGGCCGGGACGCGGCGAGGCCGUUGGACCCCAACCCGGGCGGGCUGACGGACAUCUCGUCGCGCGCGGAACCGUCGCUGAAGGAGGGGCUGCAGCCGUAUGUGCUGUACGAGAUGAUGCAGGGCCCCGUCAGCGUCGUGACGGUCUCGGACGUCGGCUUCGUCGCCUCCGGGUCCGAGGGCGGCUUCUUCAGCAUCAUUGACCUGCGGGGCCCGUCCGUGAUCUUCCAGGCGUCCGUGGCGGAGUUUGCCAAGGAGGAGAAGCGCUCGUCGUUUCUGAAGGGCCAUUCCUCCAAGGGCUCCGGCGCGACGCAGGAAUAUCCGACCGUCAUCGAGUUUGGCGUCAUGACGAACGAGGGCGACAGCUACUCCAGCAUCGACUGCUUCGUCGGCACAAACUUGGGGCGCGUCGCGACGUUCAAGAUCCUGCCGGCGGGUAAGUCGUAUUCUGCUGAGCUGGCCGGCGUCGCCAAGGUCGGCCACGACAAGGUGAUCGCCAUUUGCCCGAUGAACGCGGACAACGGGCAGCCUGCGGGCGCUUCAGGACCCGCCGUGGCCGGCCUGAGAGAGGGCAGGCAGGUCAAUGGUGUGAUUGUUGUUGUUACGCAAACCGAGAUCCGCGUCUUCAAGCCCGCCACGGCGAAGGGCGCGUCCAAGUCCUUUGACGACCAGCUCUGCGACGCGGCGCGCGUGACCGAGGUGCCCGGCCGGGGCGUCGCGCUCGUAGCGGUCUUCGGCGACCGCACGGUCCGGGCGUACUCGCUGCCGGGGCUGAAGGAGAUCGGCCGGGCCUCGCUCCCGAUGCUCGACCCCAGCCGGACGAUCUUGACGGUCAUCUCGCGCACGGGCGAGGUGCUCGGCUGGACCGGCCCGUCCGAGAUCGCCGUGCUGGCUGUCUGGGGCUCGGGCUCGGGCAGCGGCAAGGGCCUCGCGCCGGCCGAGGACACGCUCGUCAACCCGCAGCUGACGCUCCCGCCCCGGCCGACCAUCAGCAACCUGCAGUGGAUCUCGGGCACGCAGUACGUCAGCCCCACCGACCUCGACCUGCUGAUCGGCGGCGAGGGCCGCCCGCCGAGCAAACGCAUGAUGGCGGCCGCCGCGGCCGAGCGCGGGAUGGCCGGCGCUGGCGCCGGCACCGGCACAAGCCAGGAGGGCUGGGGCGAGUACCUCACGCGGCAGAUUAACGAACGUACCGCGCGGCUGAACUUGGUCGACGACGCUAUGAACCGGCUGCAGGAGACCAGCCAGGGGUGGGCCGAGGGGGUCGAUAAGUUUGUCCAGAAGCAGAAGAAGGAUAUGUUGCUGGGCAGUCUGAAGAAGUCGCUGUUCUGAGGGACAAGGGCGGGCCCCGGAUAGAUGGUGUAUGGAAAGGGAGUUAGUUGGUCUUUUCUCAUUGGCUUGGCGUUUCCGUGGAGCAACUCUGGGAGGAGAUGGCGUUCAAUGGAGUAGUAUAUGGUGGAUUGCUGGAUUUUGGAGGCCGGCUUAGAUUCUUCCUUCUUCAUGUGUUUGUUGGAACUUGGCAGCGUCCGUAUGUCAUUUCAAAGUUCUGGUCUCUCCAGGUUUUUCGAUUACGCUUGGAUAUCUCUAUCCAGUCCCUGUGUUGCAUCUACCAUUCUCUCGCAUCGCACGAUGGACAUCAAAGGUACCCGCCGCCGUGCAUCGGCAGCG